AAUGUGGGAAGCCCUCUGAGACGUGCAUCUCCUAAACAACAGCUAUUGUCUCGGCAUUCUAACCGUCUGUUUUCAACACGAUGGUACUCUACCCAGUUUGCUUCAAGCACGUGCUGUCCCACUUUCACAAGAUACCUCCGUCCUAGCAUCAUUUUGUUUUCCAUGACGAGCCCCCAAAAGAAGCGUGGGCAGGCCGGAGAAUGCAUGUAAAGCAUCGAGCAGAGUGAGGGGUUCGUGUCAUCUCAUCCCAUGGCUCUCAUUCAAGCGCGCCCACAGGUAUCUCAGGAAUUAGAGGAUAGUGUGACACAGGCCCGAUAGUUUUACUGGAUGCUGGUCCUGAAAUAACAGAACUCAGCGCAUUGGGAGAGGCCGGAGCAAACUAGUGGAGGCGGGCCAGUCGGGGGAAAGACGCAACGCUCGUGACGCAGAGUGCUUGAUCACGGUGGGCCGAUCACGCCCUGGAGCCUGGUGCUACACCAGAGCCACGGGGGAAGGUUUAUAUCUGCACCACACUAACUAACCUGCAUUAGACACUCCGAGAGGGACUGGAAAGUUUGAGAAUGGCCGCUGUCCAAAGACAGACGUCGCAAUGGGGACAUGUGGAGGAGGAAAGUGACAGACAGGAGACCUAUGAGAAGGAGUGGUGGAAGGGACAAACCAGAGGAGGAAAUGCAGCGAUCCUACGGCAGGGUGAUGCGGCCGCAAGCCAAGCGCCGCAAGGAGGGCCCGGAACCUGGCCCGGAUUCAGGCAGAACCUCCCGACCGUAGAGCAACUCCACAGCGUCGCACCGCCAGUGGCAACUACCUUCACUGGAAUACCCCCCGGAGGCCAGCGACCCCCUUCCCCCACGCCCCCCUGGAGAGAGGGGAAGCAGUUUGUCAGUAGGAGACGAGGCCCGACUAUCAUCAGCGUCUCCACCGAAGAGCUUCGUAACACCGUUCACACCAGAGCUCAGAGAAAGCUUCCCCCUCCGCAGAAGUUGGAGUUUGAACAUCCAGUCCAGAAGCUAAGUACACCAUCUGCACCGAGACAAGUAACUCCUCCCCAACCCGCAAAGGCACAGAAUACGCGUAAGAUGGAGGAGGCUCCAACGAAUUCGCCGAAGGUGUCUGAGCCCCCGGCACCUCAGGUAGCGCCCCAGGAAGCACCUGUCAAUCUUCCUGCACCGAGCCACCUGUCGGCCGAGGCUCAGGCCGACUACGACGCUGCUGUAGUCGUUGGGCACACUGAUAUGUCGGGGUACGCCAACGUCGUGUACGAUCUUCACGUCGACAAGGGAAGGUUGGCCAAAACGGUACAAGCGUCUGCCAAGAGGGUCCGGAGUCGUGGUGCUUCAGCAAGUGGUUCUGCGGCGGCCACAAGAGAAGGGUCACCCGUCAGGGAAUUGGGCGCUGCAGGUGCAGAGGAGACGCAGCAAUCUUCAGCCUCUGCUGCCGCUGCUGCUUCCGCUCAAAGUGCUGCAUCUGCCCAGUCACAGCAGGCAUCAGUACAGAAAACAACCAGCGUACAGCAAAGUACCAGCGUGCAGCAAACAUCCACGGUCACGGCCCAGGAGCAGUCUAUCACCGCUAGUAGCGUCCUGGAAUCUUCCGCUAGUAGCGUCCUGACAUCUUCUGCUCAAGUUCAACAGGGUGCUGCCGAGGGAGGCCAGCCUUCAUGGACGGUCCGAGGCUCGGGUCAGGGUGGAGCGGCCGGAGGAGGCAACCGGAGAAGGGUGUUCGUUGGCCGCCCGUCGGACUUCGUUCCUGAUCACCUGCGCCCGGCCAUCCGUGCCAUACCAGGGCAGCAGCAGCGGUCAAGAUACAUAAAAACAUAUUCGUACGUCGCCCAACAUCGCUUGAUGGAAUAACGAAAAAACAGAUCUUUGAUUAUGAAAAAAGAAGUGUGAAAACGAGAUGAUGAAGGCCUGUCGCGGUGACGUUUAUCUGGCUAUUCCUGGUGGCAAUGGCAGCGAGCCAUUGGUGGGACUGACGGAAGAAUUGUAUGACCUGCCAUAGACGCUAGUAGUAGGAACUUUCAGGGUGUGCUACUCGGCUUCGACCGUAUCUAAAGUCAUUUCAUCUCCGCAGCCGGGAAACCUUAGCGGGACGCUUGGCGGGGAAACCUUACCAGAUUCCCGAAGAAAUACAUCACAAGUCCGCCGCUACGUCCAAGCUCAAUCUGGAUGUGUCGCUGGUCGCUACAUGCAGAAAGAUUUCCUGACAGAGAAAUCUAAAACCAAACGCAAGAACCUAAACGGAGGUGUAAAUCGUUUGAAUGGUUAACCUUACAGGUGUUCAAUUUGGCAUUAUAUUUCAUAUCGGCUUUAUAUGAUCAUUCUUCGUUAGCAUGAAAUAAUGCUUUGGCAAAGCAGCUGUCGUGGGGCGUAAACAAAACUGAGACUUGAAACCUGAGACGAUAGCAUGUCGCAUUGUCUAUAGUAAGGCCAGGCGCUGCUUACAUUACACGAAACAUUUUACAGUGCCGCGCGUUGCCAUGCAUAUACCUUAUGUAUUAAAGACCUAACGCUCAUGUCAUGUAAAGUUUGAUUAAAGAAUUUAUUCGACACUGCAAGUUUAGGAACUUCAAUGAUUUCGGAUAUGACAAUGGUGUGUUCGUACUAAGGAAUGUGGGGAGCAUGGUUCGUCUCAUGCCUGCUUCUGUGACCCCAGAAGUAUUUUAGGAACGCUCAAUGUCUGAAUUAGAAUUCGACACUAAUUCCGGGACGGAAUAAAGCAUCGUGCUUUUGGUGGUACGCUCUGAUGGACUAAUUCAAAGCGUGUACUUCUAUUUAUCAAUUUUAUGGUCAUAAUCUACUAGUAGAUACCCGACGGCUUUCCAAAAGCCUGAUGGGAGGAUGCACGAUAAAAUUUUCUUAUAGAGAUGCGAGAUCAAAUGUUGUUUGAAAUAUGUUCCACUGGAGUGCAUGACAGUAGAAUGAGCAGAUGAAAGACCAGCAACAUAUAGUUGCGUCCUUUUUACAGACUGUUUUAGUCUAAUACACAGUCCUUAUUAUGUGAGGAAGAAGGGAUCCACAAUAGUACACAGUCCGUAUGUCACCAAGUCUUAGUAUGGGGGCUUACAAACAGUGUCUUUUUAAAGUGUACGUGUAAAUAUAAGACGGAAGAAGUGAUGGCACCGUAUGUGUCUUUAAGGACUGACAUAAUCACGUGAUCAUGCACUGCCAAGAGUUUUGCUUUCUAGCAUUCGAAAGACGAAGCAAGCAAAUGAUUUUGAUUGAUAUUACAUCUCUAUAUUUACAAUGGGAA
Molecule: messenger RNA, 3249 nt
Organism: Branchiostoma floridae (Florida lancelet)
Lineage: Eukaryota; Metazoa; Chordata; Leptocardii; Amphioxiformes; Branchiostomatidae
Product: serine/arginine repetitive matrix protein 1-like
Exons: 2
Coding region: 561-1850 (429 amino acids)
Source: RefSeq, a predicted model, not a curated record